Maudiozyma saulgeensis is the source of this 1023-nucleotide messenger RNA. Lineage: Eukaryota; Fungi; Ascomycota; Saccharomycetes; Saccharomycetales; Saccharomycetaceae. The record is from the annotation of a GenBank genome assembly.
AUGACAAAUCAAACGAAUGAGAUUCCAGUAUAUAAUAAGACACCGCUAAUACGUGAAUUCCUAUCAACCGAUCCAGAUUCCCCUCAGACAUAUGUAAAGUACGAGACACUACAACCAGGUAGAAGUUUUAAGAGUAGAGGUAUUGGUACUUUGAUCCGUUCUAGAGUAAUUGAGACUAGAAGAUCUGGUAAUAAGUCUAUCCAUGUAUUUUCAAGCUCAGGAGGUAAUGCGGGUUAUGCUGCCGCUGUAACAUGUAGUCGAUUAUCUCUCCCAUGCACAGUUGUUGUUCCCCUGACUACAAAGACCCAUAUGGUCAAAAAGAUCAGGGAUGUCGGUGCCGAAGUUAUUGUCAUUGGAGAGCACUGGAAAGAGGCAGAUUCUCACCUAACUAAUGAAGUUAUUGGAAAAAUUGACAAAGAAAAGACUGAAGCGAUUUAUGUUCACCCAUUUAAUGAUCCGACUAUUUGGGAAGGACAUUCUACCAUUGUCGAUGAAAUCGUAGAGUCUCUAAAUAACGACCAAGUGGAUAUUUCCAGAGUAAAAGGUAUUGUCUGUAGUAUUGGUGGAGGUGGUCUUUACAAUGGUAUUAUGACAGGCCUGUGUAGACAUAACUUGGCUGAUAAGAUUCCAGUAAUUGCUGUAGAAACUAUAGGAACAGAUGCUCUAUCUAGAUCUUUGAAACAAGAUAAAAUGGUUACCUUGGAUAAAAUCACAAGCAUUGCUAGCUCGUUGGGCUCCGUAUAUGUUACUCAAGAGACAUUCGAAUUUGCAAGAAAAUAUGCAACUAAGUCAAUAACAUUAACUGAUGAUGAAGUGCUUAAGACAAGUUUAAAAUAUACUGAUUUUUCCAACUAUAUAACUGAGCCAGCUUGUGCUGCGGCUAUUCAUUUGGGGUUCUAUCCUGAAAUCACCGAAAAGGCACUAGGGCAUAGGCUUGACAAGGAUGAUAUAAUUAUUAUUAUUGCAUGCGGUGGUUCUACAUGCACAUACAAGGAUCUUGAAACCAUGGCUACCAAAUCCUGA